GAAUGGCAACUGAUAUUUGUUUUCAGAUGAACCACGACCGGAGAGUGAAGCACCAGUCCAAGUUCAAUUCGUACAACAAUGUGCCUGAGGAUGUGAAUAACGACGGGGAUGAGACCGAGUCCAAUCAAACAUUGUUCGAUAACGAUGAUGAUCUCGACAUGAAAUCGCCAACAUUCGAAGAAACACAUUCUAAAAUGAUCUUGAAGGGGCCAUUCAGUCCUCUCGAAAUGAAGAUCCACGGCUGCUUGCGAACCACUAUCAACAAAUGCAUUUCAAUUGAAUCGGACUCCAUCAACUCAGUCCUCCUAGAUGAACAGCCAGACAACCCUCACGAUAGGAUGGUGGUGGCCGCACACGUGUCCCGUAGUGCGGGCGGACAGCGCCUGAAUCUGAGGCACACGACGGUCAUCCUCGAUUGCAAUGGCAUGUCUGCGUUGAUGUGUUUGCUGUUCUCGCCAGUCGUUGAGUUGAGAACUGACGAGAAAUUUUCCCGACUUACUGGUGCUAUUUGUGGUCUAGGAUAUGAUCCUCAAACAAAACAAUCAUACUUUCCGGAACAUGAUUUCGAAAUUGCGUUUGAUACAGUUUUCACAAUAAAACAGAUUGAACAAAUAAAUAAGUUUCGACUUGCGUUGAGCGGAUUUCUUGCUCCUCAUGGCGAAAGUAAUUACUUCAACAUGGAAUUUACCAAGACCCAGGCUGAUUUUCAAGAGAUGAUAGACGAAGCGUUCCAUCUGAUUGCAAAUCAGCCAAUUGAACGAGUAAAAGUAUGCAAUUCGUACAAAUGGGGCCAGAUUCCCGAGGAUCUCAUUAUGUUACCGGGUAAAGGUGAUACCUGGCAAAAUCCAUUAAUCUAUCAGCUCAUUUUUGGCAUAGAUCUCACUCCUCCACGCCAUAGCGAAUUCGAGAAAAUGCGUAACGAAUUCCAAAGAAAUAUAAACGAACUCGUAAAAAUCAAGGAUGGGUUGCAGACGUUCAAGCCAAUUAACUGUGAACUCUGCCAGGUCCCCAUAGAAAAUAUCCAGGUUUUGACAUUGCAUUUCAUGUCGAAGCAACAUGCUGAGCUAUCGAAAAGAUUCAAGUUGAAUAAUUCCGGUAACCAGUAAAAGGUAAAAGUGCCAUUAAAAGUGAAUGUGAGCAACUAAAGUGCAAGUGAAAGUUGAAGUGACAAUGAGAAGUUUCAACGAGAACCAUCAAGUGAAACCUCUAGAAACAGUGUGCAAAUUUUGUUAAUUUUCUUUCUGCUAAUUCAUCGAUUAUUCAUUGAAGUUGUCAUUAACAAACCAAAACCAUUCUACAGAGCAUUCCAUGCACACAUAUCACAGAUUUAUGUCUAGUUGAUUGUUAAUAUCUUGAAUUUGUUACCAACCUAGUCAAUUGGAUAUUUCUGUAUAAUCACCCAGGUUAAAUCACCAGUUUUAAUCAAAACUGGUUAUCAAAUCAUAAUUUUUAUCAUUUUAAUCUUACCACAGUUCAAUUUUAUAGUAACAAUUUGCAGUAACAGAUUACAGUACUAAAAUUUUAAUUAUCAAUCAGUGAUUAUGACAUCAGCCAGGAAAGGCUUCCCUAGGUACAACAUAUUUCAAAAUUGAAUCAAUAAUUUAUAUCUUUGCAAUACUUACUCUCUGCUCCAAUUUGACAUUUAGAAUAACUUCUAGUUAGUCACUAGUUUUUCACUGUCAACAAAGUCUUUCUUUAAUGUUUUGUGGUUUUUUCAUUUCUCUUGAUUUUAUGUAUUUUGUAUAACUACUUACAACUAAUGAUUGUAAUCGAUGCUUGGUGAUAAUGUGAACUUAGCCAAAAUGGGUGGUUUACUGGUAACAAAAUUUCUGUUCAUAUUAUUUUUUUACACUUAUCUUCUAUGUUUGAUAAAGACUAUCAACAUGAUUGCGAUUAUUACAUUUUAUUACUUUAGCGAAAGUGGGUGGUCCCAUGAUAACGAAAUUUCUGUUACUUUUACAUUCUUCUUACACUUAUGCACUAUGAGUAAUUGUUUUAAAAAUGUCAUAAUGAUAGUGAUAUUGAUUAGUGAUUGAUCUUUGGAUAGAGAAUGAUAGAUGGAUAUGAUGAUAUCAGUCGAAACAGGCUCCUGAUUUUUAUUAAUAAUUAUAAUUUUUCUGUUAAUUGAACUGUUAAUUUUUCAUUUUUAGUAAUUUUAUUUUUCCAAGACUUGUAGCCUAUUAUAAUAAAUGAUUAAAAAAUAAAAAAUUAAAAAAAUAUGUAUGAUAAAAAAUUAUGUUUAUAAUAAAUGAAGUACAUUGUAAUGAUUGUAAUAAUAAUGUUUGGUUCCACUCAGCGAAAAUGAAUGGUUCCCUGAUGAAGAAAUUUUGUUAAUUUUCCAUUCUUUUUACACUUAUGUACUAUGAAUAUUUUUUAAAGAAUAUCAUAAUAAUUGUUUUAUUGAUUAGUAUCUUUGGAUAGAGAAUGAUAGAUGGAUAUCAUGAUAUCAGUCAAAACAGGCUCCUGAUUUGUAUUAAUAAUUAUCAUUUUUCUGUUAAUUUUUCAUUUUUAGUAAUUUUAUUUUUCCAAGACUUGUAGCCUAUUAUUAUGUUUAUAAUAAAUGAAGUACAUUGUAAUGAUAGUAAUAAUAAUGUUUGUUUGCACUCAGCGAAAAUGAAUGGUUCCCUGAUGAAGAAAUUUUGUUGAUUUUCCAUUCUUUUUACACUUCUGUACUAUGAAUAUUUUUUUAAGAAUAUAAUGAUUGUGAUAUUGAUUAGUGAUUGAUAUUUGGCUAGAGUAUGAUAUCAGUAAAAACAAGUGAAACAGGUGAACAGCUGAUAUCAGCAGCCGAGGUGAAAAAAUAUGAAGACGUUGAGUAUAGUAUAUAGCAUAUUAUAUAAGAGUAUAAGUACAGUGGUGGGAAACAUGAAGAAUCAUGUCCAAGUAGCAAAUGGGAACAUGAUAGGAUGGCUGUGGCGGAAGUAUGAAGAUGUGAAGACUGUCAUUGAGAAUAUGAAGGGUAAUGGUGAGGAUGAAGAAGAGGUUGUCAAGAAGGUUUUAUUAAUAACCUAUCAUUUUUCUGUUAAUUGAUCUAAAUCUUUGUUAAUCUUUAAUUUUUAAUAUUUUUAUUUUUCCAAGACUUGUAUCAUGUUUAUAAUUAUGAAGUGCAUUGUAAUGAUAAUGAGUUAUUGAUCUUUAGUUACAUUAUGAUGUCAGCCAGAACAGGCAGUCUCUAACGAAAUAGAUCAGAUACUACAUUUAUGUUUAUAUUUCAUUUUCAGGCUUAUGUAAGUUUAAUAUGUAGAAUUUCUCAAGAUUGUGUUACCAUUGGGUGCGUUGGUUUGUACACUUCAACCUUUGAAAAAUAAAGAUUAUCUUUCUAUUUGUUCAAUAAAGGAUUUGUGAAUUUGUCAUUUAA
Nilaparvata lugens (brown planthopper) is the source of this 3358-nucleotide messenger RNA. RefSeq names its product probable ATP-dependent RNA helicase spindle-E. The transcript has 7 exons. Bases 3 to 1106 code for a protein of 367 amino acids. The record is from RefSeq and is a predicted model, not a curated record. NCBI's taxonomy places the organism in Eukaryota, Metazoa, Arthropoda, Insecta, Hemiptera, Delphacidae.